This is a messenger RNA of Grosmannia clavigera kw1407, 696 nucleotides long. RefSeq lists its product as uncharacterized. Bases 1 to 696 code for a protein of 231 amino acids. NCBI's taxonomy places the organism in Eukaryota, Fungi, Ascomycota, Sordariomycetes, Ophiostomatales, Ophiostomataceae. The record is from RefSeq and is a predicted model, not a curated record. The transcript is spliced from 2 exons.
AUGUCGUCAAGACUGCAGUCCAUCCCUGUUCUGAAGGCAGGACUUACGGAGCGCGAGCUUCUGUCCGUUGUCGCAGCAUACAUGUCUCUCAGAGAGGGAGAAGGCGCGAUCGACUGGGAGAAAUUUAUCCAGCUGGCCGGAUAUUCGAGCGUCCAGUCGGCUCGCAUCUGCUUCCGCCCUGUGCAAAAGAAACUCAGGGCAUUUGCUGAGAGUGGAAGCGGCCUUGCAGGCCGUGCCGAUGAUCCUACUGACGGAGAUGACGGCGGCGGAGGCACUGCCUCGCCGUUUGGGACACCCAAAACACCGAAGAUGAACAAGACUCUGAAGACGCCCAAGAUGCCCGGCAGCAAGCCCAGGGGCCGACCCAAGAAGAGAAAGGCGGAGGACGAUGAAGUAGACCCUGCAGGUACCUUUGAUUUCGCUGGGACCAUGAUGGGGCGCCCGGUAGAUAUGCAAAACAGCGAGGUCAAAGUGGAAAUGGGAACGAAUGUGGCAGCCAAGAUGGAACCGUCAGCAUACAUUGAUGAGAAUCUCGGAGCUUCUGCUGGUGUUCAAGGCGACCAUCGCGCAGGCGACGAAAUAUAUUAUGGGCUCGAGACGGGCUUUGAGACGUGUUUGGGGCAGGAGGAUGUGGUGGCCUUCAGAACGGACCCUUAUGAGGAGCUAGACGUUGUGUCGUUGUUGGAUGGCAACUAA